This is a messenger RNA of Porites lobata, 4383 nucleotides long. The record is from the annotation of a GenBank genome assembly. Lineage: Eukaryota; Metazoa; Cnidaria; Anthozoa; Scleractinia; Poritidae.
AUGGAAUACAGUUUGGAGCAAUUGAACUAUUUUAGAGCCUCGUACAUCGCCUUCAACUUAAUUCCUGAAGGGCUUCGAACAGUCUUCAAACAAGAGUGGGAUUUCUUUUACAAGGCAACAGCGUUUGGAGAAUGGAAGGACACCCCUAAAAAUGGCCUCGAUUUCUACAACAAGGAAUCACGAAUUAACCACAAAAGAUAUGGGCGACUUUUAGCGAUAAUACAAAGUGGAAACACGGCAGAGUGGGACUGCACUUGUCUAUUUUUCGCAAUAUUAUACUCGGAUACUAUUGGCAAAACACUGAGUCCGGGAAUAAUGAAAGAAGUUGACGAUCUUCGGGAAGUUCGAAACGCAAUCGCUCACAAAAACGACGCUGAACUUAUUGAUGCUGAAUUCCAAAAUUAUGUUGCAAGAGUGUUAGCUGCUUUCACAUCAUUGAAACUUCCAAUUAAUGAAGUUGAUGAUAUAAAAAACCAGACCGACUUUCCCACAGCCGAACUCAAUGCUCUGAAACUACAGGCAGAUAGCCUACGAGAUGACUUACAAACGAAAGAGCAAGAAGCCAAAAAUCUGACCUCAGAAUUACAGACGAAGAAGGAAGAAGUUGAGACCCUAACUCAGGAAAUCAGUUCCAAAGUUCAGUCUUUUGUUGACCUUACAUUCAAGCCAUCACAUCCGAUCAUCAGACGAUCAAACGAUGUCACAAGAAUCAUGAAAAAACUGGACGAACUACAAAAUGAAAGCAAAGGAGCCAUCAGCACCGUUUAUUUAUCAGGGAUUCCGGGCUGUGGCAAAAGUCAAAUCGCUCGUCAACUGGGACAAGAAGUCUAUGAGAAGAAGUUGCGUGAAAGCAAAGACCUGACAUUUGUGGCAACUCUUAAUGCAGAAAGCCUUGAUUCACUUGCAGACUCCUAUUCUAGACUGGCCAAAAAGGUGGGAAUCACAGAAUACACUUUGACCAGCCUGGAGAAUUCUACAAAGGGAAAUCCAAAGGAACAAGUCCAGUGCCUUAAGCGAUUAAUUUGUCCAAAGGCGAAAAAAUUCCCUAACUGGCUGAUAAUUGUAGAUAAUGUUGCUGACCUUUCCAUGGUACGUAAGGAUCUGCCUCCUACCGGAAGUGAAGAAUGGGGUCAUGGCCAGGUGCUGAUAACUACUCAGGAUAGCAGUUCGAUACCGUCCAAUGCUCCUCUAACUUGCCAUGAGUCUCUCAGCAGAGGAAUGCAUCCCGAUGACGCAGUAAGCCUGUUACAACAGGUAUCUCAGAUUCAGAAUCAAGAACAGGCUGAAAAGGUCGCUGAGGUUCUUGAGUAUCAGCCACUCGCUCUCGCAGCCGCUGCCUUUUAUGUGCAAACCGUUAGGGACAAUGGUUCUCCAAACUACAGUUGGACAAACUACUUGGAAAGACUUUCCCACGGGGGACGCGAAGCAACAGAAAAAGUUCUUGCAAACGAGAACACAGCGUAUUCCAAGACAACAACUUCUGCCGUCAGAAUGGCAAUUACCAGUGCUUUAGAAAGUGAUGCAGUUCUUCGGCAGGUAUUUUGUUUGUUUUCGCUUUGCGCACCUGAGUCUCUUCCAAUGGAAAUUGCUGUUGACUUUGUUAAGUUGCGUGGUACCCUGAAAAUAGACGAACUGAUUAGAGCAAAAUGUUUUAAAUCCUCUUUAUUUUCCUGCUUGUGUGACGAAGAAGGCACAGGUACUUUUAUAAGGAUGCAUAACAUUGUUCAUGAAGUGCUUAAGUCAAUUAUGACAUUUGAAAUGGAUAGACUUCAGUGUAUUUCUGUUGCUAUUGAGAGUUUUCAUUCCUACAUGGAAACCAACAAAAAUUUAAUGCGUUCAAGUAGGCGUGUGUUUGCUAAGUUGCGCAUGACAGCGAGUCAUUGUAACGUAUUACAUGAGAUUCUAAGUAGUUGUUUCGCUCGGAGUAAUUGGGAAAUAAUUCUAAGAGCAAUUACCCCAGCUAAGUUAAUUUCGUGGCUGUCCUUAGCUGCUGAUGUUUGCUGUGAUCUUGGUAAUCCAUCACAGGCAUAUGCCUUUAGUUCAUCAGGAUGUAAUUUUGUAAAUUUUCUAAAUGAUUCACCAAAAGACCAGUUAUUAACAGCUUGCACCUACAGUACACAGGGGAAUGUUUACAGAAACCUCGGCCAGUACAGAAAAGCUAAAGAAUACCAUGAGAAGGCCCUUACCAUCAGAAACAAUAUUUACGAUGAACACCAUGGUGAAGUCGCAGCAAGUCUUAACAACCUGGGAACUGUUCACCGGAUCCUUGGCCAGUACAUUCAAGCUAAAGAGUACUAUGAAAAGGCUCUCAAGAUAAGAAAAGAGAUUUUCGGGGAGAACCAUGGUGACGUAGCAGCAAGCUACAACAAUCUGGGAUGUGUUUGCGACCAGCUUGAUCAGUACAGCCAAGCUACAAAAUAUUAUGAGAAGGCUCUCGCCAUAAGAAAAGAGAUGUAUGGAGAAACACAUGUUGACGUGGCAGCAAGUUACUUCAAUCUAGGUCGUGUUCACACAGACCUUGGCCAGUACAGUCAAGCUAAAGAUUACCAUGACAAGGCUCUAAGCAUCAGACAAGAGAUUUGCGGUAAGCUCCAUGCUGACGUAGCAGCGAGCUACAAUAGCCUGGGAAUUGUUUACAGUAACCUUUGCCAGUACCAUGACGCUAAGGAGUACUACGAGAUGGCUCUGAUCAUUAGAAAAGAGAUUUAUGGUGAGCACCAUAGUGAUGUAGCAGAAAGCUACAACAACCUUGCAACUCUUAACAGUGAACUUGGCCAAACCUGGCAAGCUAAAAAAUACCAUGAGAAGGCCUUAACUUUAAACAAAAAGAUUUACGGUGAACACCAUGGUUACGUUGCGGCGGGCUACUACAACCUUGGAAUUGUUUACAGUGAUCUUUGCCAGUACGGUGACGCUAAAGAAUACUAUGAGAAGUCUCUGACGAUUAAAAAAGAGAUUUACGGCGAAUAUCAUGGUGACGUGGCAGCAAACUACAACAGCCUGGGAAAUGCGAACCUUUGUCUUUGCCAGUACAGAGAAGCCAAAAUCUGCUUUGAGAGGGCUCUGGUCAUUACAAGAAAGAUUUACGGCGGGCGGAACGGGCCGGAAGUGGCAAGAAGCUACGAUAACCUGGGAAGUGUUUACAAAAAUAUUUGCCAGUACAGUGAGGCUAAAGAAUACCAUGAAAAGUCUCUUAUCAUAAGAAAAGAGAUUUACGGUGAACACCAUGGUGAUGUAGCAGCAAGCUACAACAAUCUUGGAAUUGUUUGCAGUGACCUUGGCCAGUAUAGUCAAGCUAACGAUUACCAUGAGAAGGCUCUAACCAUUAAAAAAAAGAUUUACGGUGAACACCAUGGAGACGUAGCAAUAAGCUACAACAAUCUGGGAAUUGUUUACAAAGAACUUGGCCAGUACAGUCUAGCUAAAGAAAACUACGAGAAGGCCCUAUCCAUCAGAAGAGAGAUCUACGGUGAACACCAUGGUCACGUAGCGCAAAGCCACAACAACCUGGGGGAUGUAUACAUUGCGCUCAGUGAGUACGACCAAGCUAAAGAACAUCUUGAAAAGGGUCUGGCCACGAGAAAAAAGAUUUACGGUGAACACCAUGGUGACGUAGCAAAAAGCUACUACAACCUUGGAAGGUUAUACAGUGACCUUGGAAAGUGCAGUGAAGCCAAAGAACACUUUGAGAAAACUCUAACUUUGUGUAGAGAAAUUUACGGUGAACACCACGGCGAAGUAGCCACAAUCUACAGCAGCCUGGGAGAUGUUUACAUUAAGCUUAGCCAGUUCAAUGAAGCGAAACAACACCUAGAGAUAAGUCUCAAAAUAAGAAAAGAGAUUUAUGGUGAACAUCAAAAAAAUCAUAAAAAAGUGGCAUCAAGCUACUUCAGCCUAGGAAGGGUUUACAGUAAGCUUGGUCAGUACAGUCAAGCUAAAGAAUACUAUGAGAAGGCUUUGACCAUUAACAAAGAGAUUUUCGGUGAACACCAUGAAGACGUAGCACAAAUCAAAAACAACCUGGGAAAUGCUUACAUAGAACUUGGCCAGUACACUCUGGCUAAAGAGCAUCUUGAGAAAGCUCUCACAAUUAGAAAAGAGAUUUUUGGUGAACACCAUGAUUACGUGGCACAAAUCAAAAACAACCUGGGAAAUGCUUACAGAAAACUUGGCCAGUACACUCUGGCUAAAGAGCAUCUUGAGAAAGCUCUCACAAUUAGAAAAGAGAUUUACGGUGAACACCAUGAUGACGUAGCAGAAAGCUACUUGAACCUGGGAAAUGUUUACAGUGGCCUUGGCCAAUACAGUGACGCUAAGGAGCUCUAUGAAAAGGCUCUAGCUAUUGUAGAAACGAGUUUCGGUGAACACCAUGGUCUGAGCUUG